CCGAGGUCAGCUGAUCACCAGAGAGAGAGAGAGAGAGAGAGAGAGAGAGAGCAGGAGGACAAGAUCACGAACAUCGACCAAGGCUAAUCCUGCGCAAAAAACAACGGGUUAUGUGUUUAUUCAAGUAGAACAAAGCUAACGUUUCAGUCAUUGUUUUUGGGGGAAGCUCAGUAAACAGAAGUCCGCCAUCAUCGACCAAACGACGAGAAGAUGUCUGGAAAAGAGAGGCUCGACGUUUUCCCCUCCAGAAUGGUCCAGACCAUCAUGAAGGCUCGGCUCAAGGGGGCGCAGACCGGCCGCAACCUCCUCAAAAAGAAAUCCGACGCCCUCUCUAUGCGCUUCCGUCAGAUCCUUCGCAAAAUUAUCGAAACUAAGACUAAGAUGGGAGAGGUGAUGAGGGAGGCGGCUUUCUCUUUGGCUGAAGCCAAAUUUGCAGCUGGAGACUUCAGCACAACUAUCAUCCAGAAUGUCAACAAAGCCCAAGUGAAAGUCCGUGCCAAGAGGGACAACGUGGCCGGUGUCACCCUUCCAGUUUUUGAAUUCUACCAAGAAGGCGGGGACAGUUACGAGCUGACUGGUCUGGCCAGAGGAGGAGAGCAGCUGUCCAGGUUGAAGAGGAACUACGCCCGAGCUGUUGAGCUGCUGGUGGAGUUGGCCUCCCUGCAGACAUCUUUUGUCACUCUGGACGAAGCCAUAAAGAUCACCAACCGCCGCGUGAACGCUAUUGAACACGUGAUUAUUCCCCGGAUUGAUCGCACCCUCACCUACAUAAUCACAGAACUGGAUGAGAGAGAACGAGAGGAGUUCUACAGGUUGAAGAAAAUCCAGGAGAAGAAGAAGCAGCUGAGGGAGAGGACAGAGUUGGAGAUCGCCGCCCGUCUGGCUAAACUGGGUCCAAUCGCGGAGCCCACCAACAUGCUGACGGAGGAGACGGACGAGGACAUGCUGUUCGAGUGAACAGCUCUCCGGGCAGACGAGUCCCCGACUUCACAUAAAAUCCUAUUUAUUCUGUGCCUCUAAGGCCACGUUUAUGUCUGCAAGUGAUGAAAGUGGUUUGCUGAGUACUUGUCUGUGAUGAUUUGUUCUAUUGCUUCAGUGUAUUUCCAGAUUUUAUCACUGUAAAGAACCAAAGGGCUGGUUGCCCUCAAGGGGAAUCAGUUCCCUACGUACUGUUCACUAAACAACAUAAACGACAACACUCUUAGAUGCAUACACAUGGUUUGUGAGUGAAGUCAAAGGAGGAUUCGCUGUGAUUAACUUGUAGAUAUUUCCUGCUCCUCAUAAACACCCAAACACCCAUCGCAUGCUGUGGCACUUACGCUGGUUGUAGAUUUCAAAGUGUGUGAGUCUGUGUUGUGGAGUUUUUGUGUUACCUCAUUUGAGGAUGUUUACCAUUGAACCAGAAAACGGCCCUGCUGUAAAGUGCAAGUCAACAAAUCCCAAACGUCAUUCAAAUAAAUAUGUCCAAUCAUC
Molecule: messenger RNA, 1473 nt
Organism: Gasterosteus aculeatus aculeatus (three-spined stickleback)
Lineage: Eukaryota; Metazoa; Chordata; Actinopteri; Perciformes; Gasterosteidae
Gene: atp6v1d
Product: ATPase H+ transporting V1 subunit D
Molecular function (GO): proton-transporting ATPase activity, rotational mechanism
Source: RefSeq, a predicted model, not a curated record